Messenger RNA from Rhizophagus irregularis DAOM 181602=DAOM 197198, 579 nucleotides. The record is from RefSeq and is a predicted model, not a curated record. Lineage: Eukaryota; Fungi; Glomeromycota; Glomeromycetes; Glomerales; Glomeraceae.
AUUAUUAAAGUUUAUGGUAUUACACAAGAUCUUAACACGAAAGAUUAUAUGCUAAUAAUGGAAUAUGCAAACGGUGGGGAUUUGCAUAAAUAUUUGCAAAACAAAUUUAGAAAUAUUACAUGGAAUACAAAAUUGCAUAUUUUAUGGAAAAUUUCAGAAGGACUUAAUGCGAUUCACAAAAAAAAUUUUAUACAUCGAGAUUUUCAUAGUGGAAAUAUCUUAUCAUCAUCAUAUCAAUCAUGGCUGAUUUGUGAUUUGGGAUUAUCACAACCUUCAAAUAGUACUUUAUCAAACAAUGAAAUAUAUGGAGUAAUACCAUAUAUUGCACCUGAAAUAUUUAAGGGUAGUGAAUUUUCAAAAGAAUCCGAUAUUUAUAGUAUGGGUAUGAUUAUGUGGGAAUUAACAACAGGUUGUAAACCUUUUGCAAAUAUUGACCAUGAUAUUAAUCUUAUUUAUAAAAUUAUUGAUGGAAAACAACCUGAAAUCACGAAUGAUACUCCUGAGUGUUUUGCUAAUUUAAUGAAGAGGUGCUUGAAUCCAGAUCCUUCAAAGAGGCCUCUAAUAUCUGAAAUUACAGAA